Nicrophorus vespilloides is the source of this 1491-nucleotide messenger RNA. Its product is annotated as D-beta-hydroxybutyrate dehydrogenase, mitochondrial. The transcript is spliced from 4 exons. The record is from RefSeq and is a predicted model, not a curated record. Bases 187 to 1380 code for a protein of 397 amino acids. NCBI's taxonomy places the organism in Eukaryota, Metazoa, Arthropoda, Insecta, Coleoptera, Silphidae.
CGUAGAGACAAACAGCAAGAAGAGAAAGAGUGCAAGCAACAGCAGCUCCAAGCAAGCAAGCCAAAAAUAGCGGCCACGACGAGGAACAGAAAUUUGGCAGACCACGACCACAGUCCGUCAGGUGCUCGACUGCCGUCCGCAUUAAUUUUGAGGGAAAAGACACCGGUAACAGCUUUUUUUGAAAAGAUGAGCGGCCCUUUCAAACGUAGGGCUUCCCUGAAGACGCUGCCCGCGAUCGCGAUCUCGAACGCCGGUGACCUGAGAAGACGUAGGUCCUCAGUGGGUGUUACCCAUUCCUCCACGACUUCGGCUGGCCAGCAAGAGGUGCCGUGGGAUAUCCUUGACCGCUGCUUCCUUCCGGUUGUCUUCUGCCAGGCUGCUGCCAUCAUCAUCAGCACCGUCCUCAACACCCUGCACAUCUCACAGGUCACCAGUCUUACCCUCUUCAUCUGGUUCACAAUUAGCACUAUCGCAGCCGUAUUAUUCUACCAUAAUCUAAAGGUGACUGCCGCAGGAAAGGCAGUUCUAAUAACUGGAUGCGAUAGUCGAGUAGGGUAUGCCCUCGCUCGUCAGCUAGAUGAGCUUGGAUUCACGGUAUUCGCAGGAUUCCAGUGCGCUUCAGACAAGACCGCGGAGGAACUGAAAGAAGAGUCCUCCGGCCGUCUGCACGUCCUGCAGCUAGAUGUCGCCAAUGAAACUCACAUCCUUGCAGCAUCCCUAUACGCCGUCGAACACCUGCCAGAUGGCGCACCCGGACUGUGGGCCGUCGUCCAUUGCGCCCAAUGGGUCGCCCUUGGUGAGAUCGAGUGGAUACCCCAUCAGGUUAUAAAAAAAUCAACAAACAUCAACCUUUUGGGGGCGACUCGCGUUAACCAAGUGAUGUUGCCUCUGGUCAGGAGAGCACAUGGAAGGAUUGUUUUCAUGACCUCGGGCUUAUGCAGGGUAGCCAGUGCUGUGAGGGGUGUACACUGCGCCCUCCUGGCUGCCGUCGAAGCGCAGGCUUCAUGCCUCAGACAAGAGCUCAGAACCAGAGGUGUUGACGUCGUCGUCGUGGCCCCAGGUGAAUUCACUUCAGGCAGCACCUGGCUGACCGAUGAGGACAUGCGCGAACAAGCUAUCGAAAUGUGGUCGCAGCUCAGCCAAGAACAAAGGUCCACAUAUGGCGAAGACUACUUCGAAACGGCUGUCAGAAGUUUGGAGAAAUUCACGAAAGCCCAGGAUGCCGAUAUGUCUUCGGUGUUGCGAGCCCUCAGCGAUUCGGUGGUCAGGACUUUCCCAUUGCCCAAGUACACCCCGGUAACCAGGCAGGAGAAGAUCCAAGCUUUCGUCGCCGAUCACCUACCGAGGAGCGUCUACGACAUCGUCUACUCCGAGAAAUAGAAACUUAAAUCGAAAUGUACACAUUAGAAGCUUUUCAUUCUUCAACUUGACGACAACGAGUUGCAUUUAAUUAUCAUGUUGUGUGGCUUUUCUUUAUUAUAGUUUUUCUCC